This is a messenger RNA of Pungitius pungitius (ninespine stickleback), 2540 nucleotides long. RefSeq names its product ATPase H+ transporting V0 subunit b (gene atp6v0b). Gene Ontology annotation, cellular component: proton-transporting V-type ATPase, V0 domain; membrane. NCBI's taxonomy places the organism in Eukaryota, Metazoa, Chordata, Actinopteri, Perciformes, Gasterosteidae. Gene Ontology annotation, molecular function: proton-transporting ATPase activity, rotational mechanism. Gene Ontology annotation, biological process: proton transmembrane transport. The coding region runs from base 195 to 830 and encodes 211 amino acids. The transcript has 8 exons. The record is from RefSeq and is a predicted model, not a curated record.
CGCGGCCCUCCUGUCGCCGGUCACAUGCUUGUCAAGCUGGAUCACCUGACAUCACCCAGCUUCUCCUUUCGAUGCUCAGCCUUUCCAUCGACCGAUAGCUUGUCUUAAAAACAUCAUCGUUCCGUUGCUGGCGUCACAUUUUAAAUUUGAGCCGACGAUAUUUUGCCGAUCGAGCAGUUUAGACGUCCGGAUAGAUGCUGUUAGAGUGUAUGAUGAACGGACACGCUAUUUUGUAUACGGGGGUCACUUUGGCCUUCUGGAGCACCAUACUAAUCGUCGGUCUCUGCUAUACCAUAUUUGACCUCGGGUUCCGCUUCGAUGUGGCAUGGUUCCUGACGGAGACCUCUCCUUUCAUGUGGGCCAAUCUGGGCAUUGGCUUGGCCAUCUCUCUGUCCGUGGUGGGAGCAGCCUGGGGGAUCUACAUCACCGGCUCAAGCAUCCUUGGUGGCGGAGUCAAGGCUCCACGAAUCAAAACCAAGAAUUUGGUUAGCAUCAUCUUCUGUGAAGCUGUGGCGAUCUAUGGGAUCAUCAUGGCCAUUGUAAUCAGCAACAUGGCCGAGAACUUCUCUGGAACGACCCCCGAGACCAUCGGAGCAAGGAACUACCAAGCUGGUUACUCCAUGUUCGGAGCCGGUCUGACCGUCGGCUUCUCCAACCUCUUCUGUGGCAUCUGCGUGGGCAUCGUGGGCAGCGGAGCGGCGCUGGCCGACGCCCAGAACGGCAGCCUCUUCGUCAAGAUCCUCAUCGUGGAAAUCUUUGGCAGCGCCAUCGGCCUCUUCGGGGUCAUUGUAGCCAUUCUGCAGACAUCGAAGGUAAAGAUGGGUGACUAGAAGAGGCGCUCGCACGCUGAGAAGAUAAAAAAAAAGACACUGCUGGAAAACAAGACGGAUUAUUGUGUAAAUACAUCGUAAAUUAUUUAAAUGUCUCUAUCUUCCUGGUAUUGUUUUUAACGCAUCAUUUAUGCAAGAGUGGACCCAACUGUCUUUUCCUGAGAGAAACGUGAAUGUUGAAUGAGAUAAAUGGGGUAAAAAAAAAAAAAAAAAAUGCUAGUGUUGCAUCGUGUGCAUUUCUGGAUCAUCAGACCCCUCAGUUCAGUACGAUGAGCAGAACCGCAGGAGGUUCCGUCUGUUUCCUAACACCAGCCAGAGUGUUGUAUGAGAGCCGUGAAGACACCUCGCGGCUCCAUCACACCCCACUGGGUUCAUAGCAGUUGGGUUUAAAUCCACGCCGUACUUUUUCAGGCCACUCUUUGAUAAACGAUGAGUUUAAAAAUGACACCUGAGAAUUUGAAAAUAUUUCUGUGUGUGUGUAUGUGUGUGUAUGCUGGACAGGUGAUUAUUUUCAUUUCUUUUUUUUUCAUGUGAAGCAUGAGGGUGUUUGCCAUUGUGUUUAUUACUGUAGCCUGGUUUUCUUUUUCAAACUGUCCUGGUAAGAAUAAGCAAGUGGUCCUUAAUCCACGCAGUGGCCCAAACACAGUAUUUAUUUACUCCCGCUGUGAAACAGAACUGAUGCUUUAUGAUUGCAGUACUGAUCUGGAAUCACCAUUUUUCUUGAGGUCACUACACGGUUGGACGUGCUCUCGGAUCCUCCUUAACUUUAUGGAGCCAAGAUGUCGACAUUUGAUGCCAAUGAGCCUCCUGAACACAUCUGGCAGCCGUAACUUUCUUGUUUACCCUCAGAGUCAUCUCUAUUUCAUCUUUUUUUUUUUUUUUUGCAGAUGCAAUCCUUUCUCUAGUCAACCUUAAAAAGGUAAAAAGGGAGUUUAUUUUGGAGCCACUCCAUCACUAUUAGUACCUUACACUCAAUAUUCAUAGCUAAUAUUCCCUGUAGUAUCUCCUUGGUGGUUCUACAAGUCCUUACAAAUAACACUUUGCAAAGACUGGCGGUUGACUUUGUUUUUAUGUAAAACACCGGAGCAAUUACAUAAUCAACAAUAUAAAACAAUGCAGGCACAGAAGUUCUAUAGAUCCUCACUUUUAUUUUUUACUAAAGUCUCAAAUGCUUAUAAAUCUGCAUUCUCAUUGUUUUUGAACAUUCCUUCAAGAAGCUAAACGCGUGUGUGUGUGUGUCUGUGUGUAAAGCCGAGUUGUAUUUUUGGGUAGGGUGCAAUUCAAAGGAUAAAAUUAGACUUCUGCUCCGUCACAACAAAGCCAUCAAAAACGUUUUCAUGUUCUUUUCCCUUUUCUUAGCUGGUAGCUUUGCAGCACAGCUGAUCAUGGUAUCUGUGUAACUGGAUAAUUCCUCUGAACCUUUUGUCUAGUUGACGCCGGCACAGAGGAGCCGAAGGCCGCCCAAAGGUGUGGAACCAGAAUGUUUUCUAAUUGUACCCAGAUGUAACUCUAGCGCUUGUUGGGCCGACCCGGGCUGCGUACGGACGCCGGGCUUUCAGUGAGUGUCGUUGGUGCCGUGUGUGCGUUAUGUUGAUGUGGUGGUGAUCAGACAAUAAACUCAUUGUUUUUUUUUGACAUUGUGUAUGAUAAUAAAAAGAUCUUCCUUCUGGCUUCAUAAAUGUCCUUGAGAGAAUAAAGUUGUCCAAUCAA